Molecule: messenger RNA, 705 nt
Organism: Acanthosepion pharaonis
Lineage: Eukaryota; Metazoa; Mollusca; Cephalopoda; Sepiida; Sepiidae
Source: the annotation of a GenBank genome assembly
AUGUCGGCUGUCAUUUUUUUUAUGCUGAAUAGAAGCAUCUAUUUUUGCAUUCGUUUUUUUUUGGUUUUUCUCGAAAAAAAUUUUCCUUUAGCGUUCUGUAUUUGUCGAUUUAUUUUCUUUCUGUCUGGUUUUUCCUUAAUUUUUUCCGGGUUUUACAUUUCCUCAUGUUGUUCUUUCUUUCUUUCUUUCUUUCUUUCUUUCUUUCUUUCUUUAUUUCUUUCUUUCUUUCUUUCUUUCUGUUCUUCCUUUCUUUCUUUCUCAUUCAUAUAUUCUCCUCAUUCUGUAUUUCUCUAUUUUCUUGAUUCUGCAUUUCCCCAUUUUCUUUCUUUUUCCUUCUGUUAUGUACAUGCUUUCUUCCUUUUCUAUAUUUUGCAUUUUCCCAUUUUUUUUGUUUCAUUGUCUCUUUCUUUUACGUACAUAAUUUCUUUCUUUUUUUUCUUAUAUUUAAAAUGUUUUCCUAUUUAUUCUUUAUUUCUUUUUUCCGUUUUCAUUUUUAAUUCCUUCAUUUCGCCUCUUUCUUUUUUUUCUUUCCUUCUCAAUGUCCCUGUCUCUCAUUCAUUCUUCGAUACUUUCCAUCAUAUUUCUUUUUUUUUCUUUGUUCUUUUUUUUUUUUUGAAUUUUUAUUCAUUUUGUCAAAAUCAACACCAAAAUAUAAAUAUUAUAUUUCGGGCGCUGACGAUCGAUUGCCUCCAUUUGCUGUACUGA